This is a messenger RNA of Zea mays, 3153 nucleotides long. RefSeq lists its product as uncharacterized. The transcript is spliced from 12 exons. The coding region runs from base 312 to 1724 and encodes 470 amino acids. Gene Ontology annotation, molecular function: mRNA binding. Gene Ontology annotation, biological process: RNA processing. Gene Ontology annotation, cellular component: ribonucleoprotein complex; nucleus. The record is from RefSeq and is a predicted model, not a curated record. NCBI's taxonomy places the organism in Eukaryota, Viridiplantae, Streptophyta, Magnoliopsida, Poales, Poaceae.
GUCCAUGCAGCCUUCAGAUCGUCCACCUCCUGCUCCGAUCGGGGAGGCGGAGCGUCGCUGCGGCGCCUACUGAGAGUCUGAGACCGACCCCCGACCUAGCCGCGGUAAAUAAAUACCCGACUUCGCCGGCGUCCGCGAGCUUCGAGAAUACAUCCUUCCCCGCGUUUUACCCUAACAACCUAACUAGCUGCGGUUCUCCACUAUCACUCGCUGCUACUGCACCUACUUCCUUUCCGCUCUGGUACUGUUGCUGGCUUGCUGCUGCUCUUGGUGGUGGUGGUGGUGGCACCGAAACCCUAGCCCUUGCCCUCAUGUCGCAGCAGGAGGCUGUGGACCCGCCUUCGGCGACGGACGAGCGGCUGGGAGGUCUACCGCGGAGCGGCUCCACCAGCCGCCUCAACGCGCAGGCGCCGGAGUUCGUGCCGCGCGCUGCCGCGGUUCCCCCUCCCCCUCCGCAGCAGAAGGUGGUGCGUUUGUUCGCGCCGCCUCCCCACGCGGCGUUCUUCGUCGCGGCACCCCGGCCCCCACCGCCCCCGUUCGAGUACUAUGCGGCGGUUGCCACCGGUGGGGGUGGCAGGUUCGGUCCCCCCGCCGCCGCUGCAGAGCAGGAGGCCGAGGCUGAGCAGCCGCCGAGGGACGGGAGCUUUGAUGACCCCGUGCCCAAGAUCAGAAAGCAGGUGGAGUAUUAUUUCAGUGAUAUAAACCUGGCCACCACUGAACAUUUGAUGAGGUUUAUUUCAAAGGAUCCUGAAGGAUAUGUGCCAAUAUCAGUUGUUGCUGGCUUUAAGAAAAUUAAGGCUUUGGUUCAAAGUAACUCCAUGCUUGCUUCUGCUCUUCGGACUUCAUCAAAGCUUGUGGUCAGUGACGAUGGUGCAAGAGUAAAACGUGAGCAACCAUUUACAGAAUCGGAUUUAGAAGAACUCCAGGCCCGAAUUGUUGUUGCAGAAAAUCUCCCAGAUGAUCAUUGUUACCAGAACCUGAUGAGGCUCUUUUCAGUUGUUGGCAGUGUCAGGACAAUUAGAACUUGCUAUCCUCAGACCCCAAAUGGCACUGGUCCAGCUACUAACAGAUCUGCAAAGCUAGAUAUGCUUUUUGCCAACAAACUUCAUGCUUUUGUUGAGUAUGAUACUAUUGAAGAUGCUGCUAGAGCGAUUGUGGAACUUAAUGAUGAGAGGAACUGGAGAAGUGGGCUUAGAGUUCGAUUGUUGAGCACUUGCAUGACAAAGGGAGGUAAAGGGAAAAAGGGUGGGCAUGAAUCUGAUGGGUAUGGUGACGAGGAGAAUGUCUCUACUUCUGAUCAACCAUAUGAUAAAUAUUUAGAAGAAACACCUCAGAUGUCAGAUGUGCCUGGAGAACACAUGACUGAGGAUAGCGCUGGAGAUAUGGGACGAGGACGUGUCCGGGGGCGUGGUCGUGGUGGCAGGGGCCGGGGGCGUGGUUACCAUCAACAGAACAACAAUCAACACCACCAGCACUACCAAAACAGUAGCCACCACAGUAACAGUAGUAGUACCCGUCCAGUGGGAACCCCACCGCCAUCUGGCCACCCAGUCAUGAUUGAGCAGCAGCAACAGCAGCAGGCAGCUCAACCACAGCCCCUCACAGCGGCUAACAAACAGCCUCCAGGUCCUCGCAUGCCGGAUGGCUCACGGGGAUUCAGCAUGGGCAGAGGGAAGCCGCAAACAUUGACGCCCAAAGUAUCCGAGUCUGAACCUGAACAAUGAAUUCGAACCUCGCAGAGAGACUAAUGGGUUCCGGUUUGCCAUGUUGAUACAUAUGCUGAGAGACUUGCCUUUUAGAAGUCUGUCCUCGAGGUCGCUUUCUAAUUUAUGGGACCAUAUACAUUUCUGCAUGUGCUGUGUGUGUACUUCCAAAGCCAGCAGACACUGGUUCGCGAAUAGUACGGUUGCGGCCAUUCUGUAAUUCCAUUUUUGCCCCCCUUAUGCAGUUUUGGGUGCAAUACUGAAAAUCAAAAACUCAUGCUAAAAAGGUUGAAAAGAAUCGAGUCGUUGUAAAAUAAGAUUGUUUCUUCGCUGUUUGCGGGGGACUGAUCAUUUCGAUGCUUUUACCAUUUUGUUGUUUAUUAUCCAUUGAUAAUUUGUGGGCGAAGAACGGUGAAAAAUUACACACUUGACCAAUUGAAUUAUCAGUUCCUAGCAGCUGCCUGUAAAUGUAACAGGGCUAAGUCAGGUCAAAUCAAUAUCUAUAUUCUAUUCGCUACUCUUUUUAUAUACUAAAUUAUAAGUUCGAGCUUUUUUAAUAUAUAUCUUUUAGUCUAGUUUUUAGACUGUUUGGAAGCUCAAUGCGGCCACACCACACUUCCUGUUACAUUGCAUAGCAUACCCCCGGUGGAGGCUGACGAGUGGGCUAGCCUGUCUCACCCGAUUAAUCCCUAAGGGCUUGUUUGGAAGGCCACUUUCUCGUGGAGAAAUCAUACUUUUUCCUAGGUCCAAAGCUCACGUGGAAAUAUACCCGAGAUAUACUUUUUGGUCCAUUUGGAAGACAAACACCCCGGUCCAGUCCUCCCCCGAUGCUGAGGGAUACCCGUGGAAGCCCUCAUGGCCACCUGAGGCCGGGCAACCUUCCCCAGUUUGGAAGGGACACAAGCGGAUCCGAGCAACCACGCCCUCCGCCGCCACUAUCGUCCACACCGCUGCCAUCCGCUCUGCUGCCGCUCCAUCGUCGUCCUUCCCCGACGCAGUCGCGAGCGGGACGUGAGGCGACAGUGCCCUCCACCACCGCCACCGUCUCGGAUUUGUCGCCCUCCGCCGCCAUCUCUGCCCUCGGUUCACUGUCCUCCACCGUCGUCUUCCGCGACACGAUGUACAAUACAAUGUUGUCUCCAAGACACAGUACAUGGUCUUCUCCAAGAUCCAGUACAAGGUCGUCUCCUCCAAGAUCCAAACCCCAACGCUAGUGAGAGUGGAAACAACACAUGAAACCAACAUGGAGAAGAAAAAUGAAAUGGCAUUCCACAUGAAGCUUGUGAAAAAGUGUUAAACUCGUAAUUUAUUCUAGUGCCGAAGUUCUUAACCAACAGACUUGUACCAUUUUUAUAUUAUAUUUCUAAUAGAGAUGACAUUAUAUGAUGUGAUGAUGGAUGAAUUAGCUUUGAUGGAUAUUAUAUGGUAUUCAAAUUAAACUUUACAUGAA